Anguilla anguilla (European eel) is the source of this 1575-nucleotide messenger RNA. RefSeq names its product Glyco_hydro_56 domain-containing protein. Gene Ontology annotation, molecular function: hyalurononglucosaminidase activity. The transcript has 4 exons. Gene Ontology annotation, biological process: carbohydrate metabolic process; hyaluronan catabolic process. Bases 43 to 1575 code for a protein of 510 amino acids. The record is from RefSeq and is a predicted model, not a curated record. Lineage: Eukaryota; Metazoa; Chordata; Actinopteri; Anguilliformes; Anguillidae.
GGUGGAGCCCUGCUGCUCUCGCUGCUCUGUGGGGUCAUCCUAAUGUCCCCGGGGUCAGCAGGCCCCCUGCAGCCAACACGCAGCCCUAUCCCGCCGGGACAGCCCUUCCUUGUGCUGUGGGGUAUUCCUGACACGGCCUGCCUCAGACGCCCGGACCCCGCCGCUUUCGGGAUGGAGAGGGAGGGCCGCGUGUCCGUCUUCUACGAGGACAACCUGGGCCUCUAUCCCUUCUACAACUCCCAGAAUCAGCCGGUGUCUGGCGGCCUGCCCCAGCACACCAGCCUGGACGUGCACCUGCAGAGGACACAGGCCGACGUGCUGGCCGCGCUGCCCUCCGCUGAAGCCCAGGGCCUAGGCCUGAUCUGCUGGGAGGAGUGGGCGUCGCAGUGGGGGCGUAACCGCGGCAAACAGGAGAUCUACCAGCAGGAGUCGCGCGCCCUGCUGCGCGGUUUCUUCCCUGACUGGAGCCCUGAUGAGGUGGACAAGUGGGCGCAGGUCGACUUUGAGGCAGCAGCACAAUCCAUUCUGAUGGAGACUCUGCAAGAGGCGAGGAGGCUCCGCCCCCAGGUCCUGUGGGGCGUGGCCCCAUACCCGAGCUGUUACAACUCCGGCCCCGGCCAGCGGUUAGAAAACUACACGGGCCGCUGUCCUGCUACGGAGAUGGCCCUGAAUGACCAGCUGCAGUGGCUCUGGAAGCGUUCCUCUGCCCUCUUCCCCACCCUCCUGCUGGACAAACUCCUGGGGCGCUCUCGAGCGGCACGACUGUACGCCUCCAAUCAGAUCCGUGAGGCCCUGCGGGUGGCAGCCCUGGCUGGUACCGCUUACGACCUUCCUGUUUUUCCAUUGGUCAGAAGCGUCUACACAUCCACCAAUACGUUUCUGUCUGAGGCCGACUUGGUCAACACCAUGGGGGAGAGCGCAGCAAUGGGGGCGGCUGGAGUCAUCAUCUGGGACAAAUUCUUCUCAGCUAAGACCCAGAAAGCAUGCUGGGAGUUGGCGGAAUUUGUGCGCGAGGUCCUGGGCCCAUACGCAGUAAACGUGACGUCGGCGGCACGGCUCUGUGGCGAGGCUCUGUGCCAGGGGCGCGGGCGCUGCCUGCGGAAGAACCCGGAGGACCGCUCCUAUCUGCACCUGCCCCCCGCCAGCUUCCUGCUGCUGUCCGACGGGCCGGACGGCCUGCAGGCGGUGGGGGACCUGGCCUCUGAGGACCUGGAGGCGUGGCGCCGUGACUUCCAGUGCCAGUGGUACGAGGCCCUGGAGGGCACUGCCGCCGAUGAGGAGUCCCCGCUGGCUCUGGCCAAUGGGCAGGGCAGGAAGCCUCCAACGCUGACUGAACAGACCACUGUGGCGGGGCCCACUGUGGUGGGGCCUACAGAGGUGGGACCUACAGCGGUGGGGCCUACAGAGGUGAGGCCUACAGAGGUGAGGCCUACUGAGGUGGGGCCCACAACAGAACCAACAUCAAGACCCACGGCAGCACCGUCAAUUUCUCCCCCGAACCAGGGCACCCCGCUCCUAACUCCUCCCCUUUUCACUCUGCUGCUGUCUGCCCUCCCCUUCCUCGCCUAUACCUGA